Messenger RNA from Anopheles marshallii, 516 nucleotides. RefSeq lists its product as uncharacterized. The coding region runs from base 1 to 516 and encodes 171 amino acids. The record is from RefSeq and is a predicted model, not a curated record. The transcript is spliced from 2 exons. NCBI's taxonomy places the organism in Eukaryota, Metazoa, Arthropoda, Insecta, Diptera, Culicidae.
AUGCCUGAAAGUAAAUAUUCUAGCCAGAUUACCAGUAUGAAGGAACUAAAACAAAAACUGAACACAUUGCAUAACGAGCAAUCGGAUGAAGCGCCGCUGCAACUUACACCAUCGCACUGGGAAACCAUUUAUUGCAACAUCAGUUGUGUGAUGGAACAGCUGAAAAUACAUAAUCUGAAAGCGCAACAACUUCAACAGACCGAACCCUGGUCCGAAAAGGAUGUGGUAAACUUGAUGAAGAUUCUUGAGCUGGCAUACAGUUGUUUCAAGGAUUGCGCUUAUAUCAACCUACACGCAGACAAUUGCGAUGAUGCUAGCAGUCCCACAACCCAACAACCCGUGUUUGGUGAGCAAAUGGCCAAACUAAAGCAACAGAUCGAUUUAACUUCAUUCGAAAUAACCAAGCUACGAACGGUUAAAGAGGCUCUCGACAAUAUUUACUCCAAUUAUAAUAUUGAACUUGCCGUUUCAUCGAGUGAUCAGGAUAACGAAGAGGAAGAUGAUGUAUUCAUGUGA